AUGAAAAUGCGCAAACAUAUUGUAUCCUUAGAUGAGGAAAAACUUUUCGAAAAUGUAUCUAAGGACGAUUGUGGUAUUAUUAAAAAGUUCAACCUCGGAGUAUGCGCUAUGGAAAGCAAGGUGGAAAGUGCACCUAUGGAAUGCAUAUUAAAAAGGUUAGCAAAAAGUGGGGAUUUCAAUAUAAUAAAAUUUAAAGAAGAUAUGAUAUUGAAUAAUGAUAUAGACACAUGGCCUAUAGUAGACUGUUUAAUAGCAUUUUAUUCAACUGGUUUUCCUUUAAAAAAAGCAAUUGAGUAUGUAAAUAAAUACAAACCAAUAACAUUAAACAACUUAGAUAAGCAAUUAAUAUUAAGAUCUAGAUUACAAAUAUAUGAACAGUUAAAAAAAUGGGGUGUACCGCAUGCCAAUUAUGUAGUUGUUGAUCAUGAUACAGUGAAAAGAGGAGAUCAUGUUUUUGAAGAAUAUUAUGAUUAUAUUGUGUAUGAUAAUAUAAGAUUAAAUAAACCAUUUAUAGAAAAACCUAUAAAUGCAGAUAAUCAUAACAAUUGGAUUUAUUAUCCUAAGAACACAGGAGGAGGAUGUAAAAAGUUAUUUAGAAAAAUAAAAGAUAGGAGUAGUGAAUAUUGUCCAGAUAUACAUAAAGUAAGGAAUAAUGGAAUAUAUAUAUAUGAAGAAUUUCUUUCGACUUUUGGUACAGAUAUAAAAGUAUAUACUGUUGGUCAAAUGUUUGCUCAUGCAGAGGCUAGGAAAUCACCAGCAUUAGAUGGAAAAGUAUGUAGGACUUCUGAUGGUAAAGAAGUUAGAUAUGCUGUCAUUUUGUCCGAAGCGGAGAAGAUGAUUGCUUAUCGAAUAGUUGAAGCAUUUAAACAAACUGUAUGUGGGUUUGAUAUAUUGCGUACUACUAUGGGUCCUUUUGUAUGUGAUGUGAAUGGAUGGUCUUUUGUUAAAGGGAAUGUCAAAUACUACAAUGAUUGUGCACAUAUAUUAAGAGCAAUGUUUUUAGCUAAGUUAGAAGAAAAAUAUAACAUCAUUCCAAGAGACCUUGCUGAUAAUUGGUAUAAUAUAGAAAACGAAGAAGAAGUGUUAAGGAAAACAUUUACACAGCCAGAUGAUUUGCAUUGUUCUCAUCAUGAAGAGUUAUGCUCAGUAAUCAUUGUUAUGAGACACGGUGAUAGAAAACCAAAACAAAAAAUGAAAUUUAUUACGGACAAACCAUUAUUAUUAGAUUAUUUCAAUUGUGAAGAAAGUUUAUAUAACGUUAUUGAAAAUAAGUUUACUCAUGAUGACCAUUUGAAAAUUAACAAUGAUUUUAGUUGUAGUAGUAAUAAUAAUAAUAAUAAUAAUAAUAACAAUAGUAAUAGUAAUAGUAAUAGUUUAUGCUUGAAUUAUCUAAAACACAAUAGAAUAGAUUCCUCCAUGUUUCAGUAUGAUGCCCGUAGCAAAACGUACUCUUCUAAUUUGAAUCAUAACAUUUCCUUUAAUGCACAAAAAUAUGAAUCCCACAGUAACGUAUUUGUAGAAACUGCUAAUCCUGUCCACGAUAAACAAAACAUCCAUUUGUGGGAACACACUAGUAGCAACGCACAGCAGCAGGCAAACGGAGCUAACGACAGCAAGGUCGAAGCCACACAUGAAAAGGCGGUCAAAAGGUUUGACUAUGAGGUACCGUGCUCAACUACCAUGGCUAAUACUACCGCUGCUAACUGUGCCAUCGCUUCUACUUCUGUUACUUCAGCUGGUGUUAAUUGUGCCAUCGCUUCUACUUCUGUUACUUCAGCUGGUGUUAAUUGUGCCAUCGCUUCUACUUCUGUUACUUCAGCUGGUGCUAAUUGUGCUAUCGCUUCUACUUCUGUUACUUCCGCCGCUGCUAAUUGUGAUAUCGCUUCUACUUCUGUUACUUCCGCCGCUGCUAAUUGUGAUAUCGCUUCUACUUCUGUUACUUCAGCUGGUGCUAAUUGUGCUAUCGCUUCUAGCAUCACUAGCGCUACGCACGCAGACGAGCUUAGGAAGAAUUACCUGUACAAAGCGUACACGAAAAAGGAGAUAAAAUUCAAAUCCCCCGAAGAACUGCAGGAUCUCUUUCUAAGAAACAACAUCAUUCUGAAUGAUAUCAAGAAGGAGUACAAGGUUGUUAAGGAGCAGAUGUUGAAGGUACAGGGAAAAAGAGAAGAAAAUAGUAACAAGGAGGGACAGCACGAAUUGAGCAGUAGUAAAGAGGGGAAGCACAACCAAGGAAAAAUCGAAAAAACGGAUAAUUGUCCAAAUGAGGAAUGUUUAGAAGAACGGGAUAAUCACGAAAAGAAGAUACAUGAAAAGGAGUUAUCCAGAGAUGGACAUUCCAAUAUUUUGACGAUGACGUUAGAAGAGCUUGAAGUGAAACGGAGCGAAUAUGAAGUAAUGAUAGAGAACCACAAAACACUACAAAAAAUACUUGAACGAGGUGAUGGUUUUACAGGUAUAAACAGAAAAGUUCAAUUAAAACCAUUCGAUUUUGUUAUAGUGAAUGAUAAAAUAAUAGUAACAAACAUUCUGGUUGUAGCAAAAUGGGGAGGAGAAUUAACAAGGAUGGGUAGAAGACAAUCUGAAAAUUUAGGAAAGAGAUUUAGAGCUACGCUAUAUCCAGGUGAUUCUGAUGGGUUACUAAGAUUACAUUCAACAUUUAGACAUGAUUUUAAAAUAUUUACAUCAGAUGAAGGAAGAUGUCAAAUAACAUCGGCAGCAUUUACAAAAGGGUUUUUAGAUUUAGAUGGAGAAUUAACACCUAUUUUAGUAGCAAUGGUUAUUAGAAAUUCUAAAGCCCAUAGUUUAUUAGAUGAUAAUAGACCUAGUUUAGAAAGAACACAUUGCAAACUGUAUAUUGACAGUAUAAUGAAUGAAAAUAAAAAUAUAGAUGAUGAGUUAUUAAAGAAAUUAACAUGUGGUAAACAUUCAAGGGGAUUUAGAGAAUCAUUAAAAAAAAUUAGAAACUUUUUUGAAUUAAUGAGUAAAAUAAGAAAAACGAUUUAUGAUUUUUUAAAAAGUUUAAAUCAGGAAGUACAGAAAUGGCUUAAUCUUUUUCCUUACGAUGAAUAUGCAUUAUAUGUUAUAGACAUACUUCAUGAAAUACAAGUGAGAUGGAAAUCAUUAACUAAAAUGUGGUUUAAAAAAAAUAAAAAUAAAUAUGACACAUCUAAAAUACCUGAUAUAGUUGACAAUGUGAGAUUUGACUUAAUACACCAUCAUUCAUAUUUAGGUAGUGGGUUAGACAAAGCUUUUGAAAUAUACAAUCUUAUAGAACCGUUAACUAAUUUUAUAUCACAAGCUGAGUAUGGUAUUACUCCUGAAGAUAAGGUAAAAAUUGGUGUUAACAUUGUCGGGAAAUUGCUUAGAAAACUCAUACACGAUGUUACAUAUUACAGGGAUGAAGAGGAUAGGAAUAAGAAAAAUAGUAAGUCCAACAACUCGCUUAAAAAUUCCUUCCACAUCUCGCACAUGAACCCGUUCAGCUUUGUGAAGGGGAGGGAGAGGCAGGUAAAGGAAGUUGGGCAGGUGAAAAAAAUAGGACAGAUACAGGAAUUAGACCAGGGGAACUGUACGCAAAAUACUGCACAAAAUACUGCACAAAAUGCUGCACAAAAUACUGCUCAAACGUCGGAAGGGUCAGAGGAACAAAGAGGGACGCCUAAAUUUGUCAACACGUGUGAGUACAACUCAAGGCAAAAUUUUUUAGAUACUUUAGUAUUGAAAAAUAGCUACAUAAAGAGUGCUGAAGAGAGUAAAAAUGAGAGUGAAAACAAAGGCACAUGGAACAGAAAUAUUAAUAAUGAAGUGGAUAAUAUGAGUAGUAGUAGUAAUACUAAGGCGUUAAAUGAUGUAGUGAGGGAAGAGGGACCUAUCAUUAAAGGGGCAAGAAGUGGUUCUCCAAGUAAUGCAAGUAACAACGUCGUGGCAAGUGGAUCACCAAGCAAUGCAAACAACUACAUUCCGAUAAGUGACAAUAUAUCAACCCUUUAUUCGUUCAAUUUGGAGAGUAAUAAAUUUAAAAAAGACCAUUCUGAUAAUGUUAAACAAUAUGAAAGGCGUGAAUACAUGUCAAAAGAGGACAGUGGAAAUACUACAGGAGAGGGGAAAUACAGUAAUGAAAAAUGUAAUGCACAUGUAAGCACAUUAAUGGAAAUGGACUUAUCUGUGGGGAACAUUCCCCAUAAUUUAGAAAUACAGGAAGAAAGAAGCAAUCAACUACUAACAAAUUGUCUAUAUUAUGUCAACACGAGUUCUACUGCACUGAAAAAUAUAAAUGAUUCUACCCCCAAAAGUAAUAUACCAACACUAGAUUCUAGAAAUAACAAUGUCAUAGAAAUAGGAGCUCAUACAAAUGCAUAUAUGAGUUCCUGCAACAACUGCAGCAAUAGUGAAGGUAAAAUAAGCAAGUUAAUGGAUAAUCUGAACAAUGAUUACAAGAGUUUGCUGCAUCUUGCUGAUAUAAAUAUAAGCAGUAUGAACAAUGUAAGCAGCAUGAACAAUGUAAGCAGCAUGAACAAUGUAAGCAGCAUGAACAAUGUAAGCAGUAUGAACAGUGUAAGCGGCAUGAACAAUGUAAGCAGUAUGAACAAUGUAAGCAGUAUGAACAAUGUAAGCAGCAUGAACAAUGUAAGCAGUAUGAACAAUGUAAGCAGCAUGAACAAUGUAAGCAGCAUGAAUACUAUGGGCGGGGUGAACAGCUACAGCAAAAGUAGCAUCAUGUACAACACAAAUGUGAAAGAUAUAUAUACGCCAAAAUUAAUUAACAAAAAAGAGGCCCUUGUAAUAAACUCGUCUGACUUGUGGGCUCAUCAGAAUAAGUACAGAAAGGAAAAUAAUGAAAAACAAAAAAUGAAAAAAAUAAAAAGUGCCAAAGAAAUAGAUAUGAAUGAAAAAAAAGAAGACAACAACAAUAAUUAUAACAACAAUAAUUAUAACAACAAUAAUUAUAACAACAAUAAUUAUAACAACAAUAAUUAUAACAACAAUAAUUAUAACAACAAUAAUUAUAACAACAAUAAUUAUAACAACAGUAAUUAUAACAACAAUAAUUAUAACAACAGUAAUUAUAACAACAAUAAUUAUAACAACAGUAAUUAUAACAACAAUAAUUAUAACAAUAAUAAUUAUAACAAUAAUAAUUAUAACAAUAAUAAUUAUAACAAUAAUAAUUAUAACAACAAUAAUUAUAACAACAAUAAUUAUAACAACAAUGAUUAUAGAAAGAAUAAUAGUUAUAGUAAUAAUAAUAAUAUUACUUAUAAACACAAUGCACCUCAGCAGAAGCCGCAGAACAACUAUAGCGACAGUUUUUGUAUGAAUACUCAUAUGAACGAAUGUUAUGACGGGGUCAGGAAAAAAAAUGGGACUGAAGAGGAGCACGUGGGGGAGGGAGGAGGAAGUAUUAAAAGUGUGGAAAGUGGACAGAGCGGAAAGAGGGGGAAGUCUUGUUAUUCCAUGAAUACCGUUCAUGCAAGUGAUAAUACCGCUUACAUUUUUCCGAAUGAUGCAAACGAACACAGAAGGGACGGUAAAAAGGAUGGCAGAGAGAAGAACGAAAAGGGGGAAGAAAUGGAGGACGGGAAGGAGGAAGAUGAUGAAGGGGAGGAAGAACAAGAGCAUGAUGAUGAUGAAGAUAUAAUUAGGCUGAAAGAAACAGAUGCAAGGAGACUGGGUAUAAGAUCCCCAUGGAGAAUGGUUAGGUCACGAUAUUAUGUUACAUCAGCAUCUCAUAUGAUCUCGUUGUUAAAUAUAUUAAUACAUGCAAAAAAUGCUGAUAAUUCAAUUAGUCAAAAUAUUAUUGACAAUGAUUCAUUAAAAAGCAUAGGGGAUGUUACAGAUUUACAUUAUUUAUCACAUUUAGUUUUUAGAGUAUGGGAAAGAAAACAAUUAAAAAGAAAUGACCAUAACAGAUUUCGUAUAGAAAUAUUAUUCAGUUCUGGUGCAAAGGAUGGCUUUGGUCAGAAUUAUGAACUUUUAGAAAAAGAUGCAAAGGCACAACAACAAAAAUAUGAGAGACACAUAAACAAAUAUUUUGAUGAUAAAGAUAAAAAAGGGCAUAUCGAGAAAAAUGAUCCAUAUGGGAUUAAUGUCAAUCGGAAUGGCGAUCCCCUAAGUGCUAUAAUUACAUCAUCUGGGGAAGAUAAGCCCAAGGUGGAGAAAGAAAGAGGGAAGGGCGAAAAUUUGGGGGAUGAUAAGAAAGGGCAUAUAUCAAGUAACUGCGCAAGUGGCAGCAGUAAUGGGGGCGGUAUUGGAGGUGGUAAUAAUGUAAGCAGUAGUGGCUGCAAUGGAGGUGGCGCAAACCACGGGAGUGAGGAGCGGACGGCGAAGGCAAGCAUAGAAGAGAAGAAGAACUGCCUCAACCGUAGCAAUAAUAACAUAGGAGAUGAUCCGAAUAAUGAAUCGUAUAAUUCCCAUUCUAAUUCAUCAAUAAAUAUGAAAGAGGAUAAAAUAAAGAGAAUGAAUGUAAGUAGUAGUUUUAAGUUUUCAAAAAGUGUAGUAGAUAAACCAGUCAGUUCGAAUAGAAGAGGAUCUAAUUAUUUAAAUUUCGAUAUGAUGAAUAUGGCAGAGAAAAAAAAAAGUAGUGUGUAUACCUUCUCUAAUCAUUCUGUAAAUGAUAAUAAUGUAUUAUGUUCAUUCAAUAUUUUUAAUAAAAGUGAAAAUGAGGAAAAAUUCGAAAGCUCUUAUUAUAGAAGAGAAAUGUCAUACGAGUUUGGGAGCAUACAUAAAAAGAUGAGUUUAAGUAAUAACAAUUUAAAUAGAGAAGGAAGUUAUAUGGUUAGGUCUAUUAGCUCUAAUUUAAGAAAAAAAAACAAACAAAAAGAUAAUUUAAAAAUGGAUUAUGAAAAAAAAGAAAAAGAAGAUAUUACUAAGGAAAAUUUAUUAACAUAUGAAAAUGAAUGCAUAAGUAUUUGCUCGCAAGAAUUAAACCGUAAAUCACAUAGAAGUUUUUCAUGUCAAAGUGAUAGAUCUUUUUAUGUAAAUAAAAAAGAUGGAGAAUUAUUAAGUGAUGAUACAAAAGGAAAAACUAAUAUAAAAAAUAGAAAUAAUUUACAAGAAAAUGAAAAAAUAAAAAAUAAAUUUGAAAAAAAUUAUCUACAGAGUAACAAUAGUGAAGAAAAUAAAAAAGUUAAUGUAUUUUCUCAUGUCUUUCAACAUUUUAAUGAAAAUAAAAAAAAUUCCACGUCUAAUUUAAAGUUCUUUUAUAAAACAUACAUGCCAGAUUAUGAAAAAAUUAUUGAAAAUGACAAAAAAGCAGAGACUUUUGAUGUACCCCCUUAUUGUGAAUUAGCCCCCUUAAUAGUUCUGACAAAGAAUUGCCAACUGUCCACUUUUGAAAAUAUCUUAACUCAAAUUUUAAAUAAAUACUCAAAAAGUAGUAAAAAUAAGGAUAAGGGGAAGCUUGACAGGGACGCCAGGAAUGGUCAUAAAUGA
Plasmodium malariae is the source of this 7434-nucleotide messenger RNA. Its product is annotated as acid phosphatase, putative. Gene Ontology annotation, molecular function: 5-diphosphoinositol pentakisphosphate 1-kinase activity; inositol hexakisphosphate kinase activity; diphosphoinositol pentakisphosphate kinase activity. Bases 1 to 7434 code for a protein of 2477 amino acids. The transcript has a single exon. Gene Ontology annotation, biological process: inositol metabolic process; inositol phosphate biosynthetic process. Lineage: Eukaryota; Apicomplexa; Aconoidasida; Haemosporida; Plasmodiidae. The record is from RefSeq and is a predicted model, not a curated record.